UUUUGUGAGAAACGGUGUGAUUUAACCAAAAGAAAGAAAGGUAGAUCUGAUUGGUAGUGAUAGAAAGAAAGAGUGAAGAAGAAGAAGAAGAAUGGAUGGACCUGCAGAGAAUGAUUUUUGCUCGGUUUGCCAUGGAAACUUCAACGUUCCUUGUCAAGCCAACUGCUCUCACUGGUUUUGCGGUAACUGCAUAAUGCUUGUUUGGCAACAUGGAUCCACAUUUCAACCAUGUAAAUGCCCUUUAUGUCGUCGUCAGAUUACUUUAUUGGUUCCUACUCAGGCUUCAGUAAGUGAUCGUCAUAACCCUUCUGUUGCUAACACUCUGCAACAGCUUGAAACUUACAAUCGCCUUUUUGGGGGCCGCACCAAUGGUCUUAUCCAGAGAAUGCAAGACCUUCCUUUUCUUCUGCGGAGAUUGUUACGGGAACUGGUAGAUCCUCAGAGAUCACUUCCUCUUGUCAUCAGAGCCCGUGUUUAUAUUACAGUUAAGGCACUGAGAAACCAUGCAAGUAAUUUUGGUAGUAUUUUGUAUCUCAGUUAA
Messenger RNA from Pistacia vera, 541 nucleotides. RefSeq names its product E3 ubiquitin-protein ligase RNF170-like. Gene Ontology annotation, molecular function: ubiquitin protein ligase activity. The transcript is spliced from 3 exons. The coding region runs from base 92 to 541 and encodes 149 amino acids. NCBI's taxonomy places the organism in Eukaryota, Viridiplantae, Streptophyta, Magnoliopsida, Sapindales, Anacardiaceae. The record is from RefSeq and is a predicted model, not a curated record.